CUUCUCCCCAUACAGGAAGCUGCUGCACCAACAAGCUCGCUGUCAACAAAGGACACAACUGUGCAAAUUACCAAAAACAAAUCCACAAGUCGGCGGUAGUGCCGACUUUGGGUUUGUUCUAGAAAUAUAUAUUCCACGGCACUGCCAGCUGAAUCUUCAACAUGGCGACAACCGCGCAGCUAUUCGAGGAACCGUUUGAUGCAGAUGAGUACAUUGAAAGGUUGGCUUGGAGGACUCCUGGAGGAGGCUCUAAAGGAGGCGCUGAGGCUUUUGAUCCCAAAAGGUUGUUGGAAGAAUUUAAGAACCACAUUGAGGAGCUGAAGCAACUGGACGAGAAGAUCCAGCGGAAGGUGGAGAAGCUUGAGCAUCAGUGCCACCGUGAGGCCAAGGAAUUUGCCCACAAAGUACAAGACCUGCAGAGGAGUAACCAGGUGGCCUUUCAGCAUUUCCAAGAGCUUGAUGAGCACAUUAGCUAUGUGGCCACCAAGGUUUGUCACCUUGGUGACCAGCUGGAGGGGGUGAACACACCUCGCCAGAGGGCAGUGGAAGCUCAGCGUCUGAUGACUUACUUUAAUGAGUUCUUGGAUGGAGAUUUACGCAGUGAUGUCUUCCAUAACCCAGACAAGAUUAAGGAGGCUGCAGAUAUAAUUCAGAAGCUGCAUCUCAUUGCCCAGGAGCUGCCAUUUGACAGAUUUGCAGAUGUCAAGGCAAAAAUUGCAAGUAAAUACCAUGACCUGGAGCGACAGUUAAUCCAGGAGUUCACCGCAGCCCAGCGCAGGGAUGAGAUCGGUCGUAUGCGGGAGGUUGCAGCAGUUCUCUUACAUUUCAAGGGAUAUGCACACUGUGUGGACGUCUAUAUCAAGCAGUGCCAGGAAGGUGCCUAUCUGAGGAAUGAUGUGUUUGAGGACACUGCAGUCCUUUGCCAAAAUGUCAACAAACAGGUGGGGGAGGUUUUCAGCAGUCCCGAGACAGUCAUGGCCAAACUCAUCCAGAACAUCUUUGAGAACAAACUGCAGGCUCAUGUUAGGAAAAAACUGGAUGAGACUCGACACUCGGAUACAGAACAGUACCUCAAAAACCUGUAUGACUUAUACACCAGGACAACAGCAUUAGCCACAAAGCUGUCAGAAUUCAACCUAGGCUCAGACAAGCAUACCUUCCUAUCUAAGCUGAUAAAAAGCAUCUUUUCAUCAUACUUGGAGAGUUACAUUGACAUGGAAAGGGAAUACCUCCGUAAUCGAGGGGCCAUGAUCCUGCAGCGAUACUAUGACUCCAAAAACCAUCAGAAACGCCCAAUUGGUACUGGCAGUAUGCAAGAGCUGAAAGAGCGGAUCAGGCAGCGAACGAACCUUCAACUGGGCCCCACCAUUGACACCCAUGGGGAGACCUUUCUGUCCCCAGAGCUGGUUGUUAACCUGUUGCAAGAGACACGUCAUGCAUUUGAGAGGUGUCACAGGCUUUCAGAUCCUUCUGACCUGCCAAAGAAUGCCUACUCAAUCUUCCUCCUGCUGGUCGAACACCUUUGUGUGGAUCAUAUUGACUAUGCCCUGGAGAUCGGGCUCUCAGCAAUUCCCUCAUCUGAUGCCAAGAAUGCCAAUCUUUACUUCUUGGAUGUGGUUCAGCAAGCAAACUCUAUCUUUCACUUGUUUGACAAACAGUUUAAUGACCAACUUAUGCCGCUGAUAAGUUCAUCUCCAAAGUUGGCGGAGUGUUUGCACAAAAAGAAAGAAGUAAUAGAGCAAAUGGAAGUGAAACUAGACACAGGAAUUGACAGAACAAUAAACUGCAUGGUGGGGCAGAUGAAGCACAUCCUGGCAACAGAGCAGAAGAAAACAGAUUUCAGGCCUGAGGACGAAAACAAUGUCAUGAUCCAGUACACCGCAGCCUGCUCCAAGGUGUGUGCCUACGUGAGUCGACAGGUGGAGCAUGUGCGGAAGUCCAUGGAUGGGAAAAACGUGGACACGGUCCUGACAGAGUUGGGCGUUCGCUUUCAUCGGCUCAUCCACGAGCAUUUACAGCAAUACAGUUACAGCUCAAUGGGCGGCAUGCUGGCCAUCUGCGACGUGGCUGAAUACAGACGAAGCGCCAAGGAUUUCAGGGUCCCUCUGGUGCUGCAGCUCUUCGACACACUCCAUGCCCUCUGUAACCUUCUGGUGGUUGCUCCUGACAACCUGAAACAAGUUUGUUCAGGUGAGCAUCUCACCAACCUGGACCGGAACCUCCUACAUGCCUUUGUCCAGCUCAGAGUGGACUACCGUUCAUCCAGACUGGGCCGACACUUCAGUUAAUGACUGUGUGAAUACCUCACUGUGCUCCGUCCAGUAACUUAUGUUUUGAUGAGAAGAUGCGUCUUUGAGAUGCCUGCUACCACUUCAGAGAACGCAUCAGUCUGGCCCCAGCCAACAGAAUAUUCCGGUUCUGGACGGCCACUGCUCCUUGAAUGUGGGAAAUGUGCAUUUUACCCUUUUUUCAUUGUUUAUUUUGUUGAGCUGAUGAAAUUUAAAUGUCUAUGGACUUAGGUUUUCAUUUGUUUUUUUGUUUUUUUUUUAAUACUAAUCCUUCUUAAAUCCAUAUGGAUAAGAUGUCUAACAUAUUAUCGGUAAAUGGACUAUAUGCAUUUCUGUGCUUACAUACAAUUUAUGUUUUUGCUUGUGCCAAAUAAUGAAUUUCAGCAGCUGCACAUGUGCACAGGAAAUGGACUUAAAGCUGCUUUAAAGGGAGACUAUCAACAAUCAGGCUGUAAAAUCAGACAUCUACCCUGCAGUUGUGCUACAGAUUAGAAACAGUUACCCUUUGUGAUGAAUUGUUGGACACCAGACAGGCGGCCCGACGGAGCUCGAGUGGGACCUCUGUCUGGCUAACUGAAACACAUGACCACCUCUGUAACCCUUUGACCCUUGACCACAAAGUGGAAGUCAAGAGGCCAUCACAGAGGAGUGUGACCCCAGCUAUAAACGGGUCUAAGAACGUCUGUGGAGGUUUGGGUGGUCCCCCUCAUGCCUCAGAUGUUUGGCGCUAUAGGUCACUGAAUAUGUGUGACUGUAAUUGCACAGAUCAACACUUGCUCAUCCAGUGGUGCGCAAAGUCCAAAGACAUUGUUGGCCUGAUCUGCCGUGUUUCUGGGUCAGGGGGCAUUUAAAUGUUGAUCUCCAGUGAUUAAGGAAAGAAGCGAGAAGGGACUUCUUCACACAGGGAUUAUUGGAGGUUCACAUUAACUGUCCUUUGCACAAGAAAGAGGGAAGAUAAUGCCCCUGAUGCCUGAAACUAUUUCCUAUACAAAGUUACUUUCACUGUACUGCUGUUUACCUUAAUUAGCAACUUAAUAA
Molecule: messenger RNA, 3326 nt
Organism: Cololabis saira (Pacific saury)
Lineage: Eukaryota; Metazoa; Chordata; Actinopteri; Beloniformes; Belonidae
Gene: exoc5
Product: exocyst complex component 5
Exons: 18
Coding region: 162-2288 (708 amino acids)
Biological process (GO): exocytosis; Golgi to plasma membrane transport
Cellular component (GO): cytoplasm; exocyst
Source: RefSeq, a predicted model, not a curated record